Cuculus canorus (common cuckoo) is the source of this 10611-nucleotide messenger RNA. RefSeq names its product citron rho-interacting serine/threonine kinase (gene CIT). The coding region runs from base 55 to 6303 and encodes 2082 amino acids. NCBI's taxonomy places the organism in Eukaryota, Metazoa, Chordata, Aves, Cuculiformes, Cuculidae. Gene Ontology annotation, cellular component: cytoskeleton; cytoplasm. The transcript is spliced from 47 exons. Gene Ontology annotation, molecular function: ATP binding; protein serine/threonine kinase activity. The record is from RefSeq and is a predicted model, not a curated record. Gene Ontology annotation, biological process: mitotic cytokinesis; peptidyl-threonine phosphorylation; actomyosin structure organization.
CCCUUGGAAGGUCCGUCUCUCUCUUUCGGCUGCGAGCCGAGCCGAGAAGAGAAGAUGCUGAAGUUCAAGUGCAGCGCCCGAAAUCCGGUGGAGGCGGGACCGGCGGAGCCCAUCGGCAGCCGGGCUUCUCGGUUAAAUCUGCUCUUUCAGGGGAAGCCACUCUUUGUGACUCAACAGCAGAUGUCUCCUCUCUCCCGGGAAGGCAUCCUUGAUUCUUUAUUCGUUCUUUUUGAAGAAUGCAGAAACCCUGCUUUAAUGAAAAUUAAACACGUUGGCAACUUUGUUAAGAAGUAUGGAGAGAUUAUAGCUGAACUAAGGGAACUGCAACCCAGCGUGAAGGAUUUUGAAGUUAAGAGUAUUGUUGGCUGUGGUCACUUCGCAGAUGUAAAAGUAGUAAGAGAGAAAGUUACUGGUGAUGUGUAUGCUAUGAAGGUGAUGAGCAAGGAGUCCUUGUUGGCGCAGGAGCACGUAUCAUUUUUUGAGGAAGAACGCAGUAUAUUAUCUCAGAGCACCAGUCCAUGGAUUCCACAGUUACAAUAUGCAUUUCAAGACAAGAAAAAUCUCUACUUGGUUAUGGAGUAUCAGCCUGGAGGGGACCUGCUGUCACUCUUAAAUCGAUAUGAGGACCAGCUAGAUGAGAGCAUGGUGCAGUUUUACCUUGCAGAGUUGGUUUUAGCCAUUCACAGCAUCCAUCAGAUGGGUUACGUACACCGAGAUAUCAAACCAGAGAAUGUUCUGAUUGACCGAACAGGACACAUUAAACUGGUGGACUUCGGGUCAGCUGCCAAAAUGACAGUAAACAAAACGGUAAAUGCCAAGCUACCUGUUGGCACACCUGACUACAUGGCACCAGAAAUGCUAACGGGGUUGAACGGGGAUGGGAAAGCUUCUUAUGGUCCAGAAUGUGACUGGUGGUCCCUCGGAGUCAUUGCGUAUGAAAUGAUUUAUGGAAGAACUCCGUUUGCUGAGGGGACUUCAGCAAAAACUUUGAAUAACAUCAUGAACUUUCAGAGAUUUCUGAAGUUCCCAGAGGAUAUGAAAGUUAGUAGUGAAUUUCUCGAUCUGAUCCAGAGCCUGCUUUGUGGGCAGAAGGAAAGGCUGGGUUACGAGGGACUCUGCUGCCAUCCAUUUUUUUCUAAAAUUGACUGGAAUAAUAUCCGUAACUCUCCUCCCCCCUUCGUUCCUACUCUCAAAUCUGAUGAUGACACCUCAAAUUUUGAUGAACCAGAGAAGAAUUCCCGGGUUUUAUCCUCUACGCGCCAGUUGAACCCAGCAGGCUUCUCUGGUGAAGAUUUGCCGUUUGUGGGGUUUUCAUUCAUCAAGGCAUUAGGGAUCCUCAGAUCAGAAUCUGUUUUUUCAAGUGUGGAUUCUCCAGCCAAGGUCAGCUCUAUGGAAAAGAAACUUCUUAUCAAGAGCAAAGAACUCCAAGACGCCCAGGACAAGUGUCACAAGAUGGAGCAGGAAAUGACGCGGUUGCACCGGAGAGUAUCAGAGGUGGAGGCUGUACUUAGCCAAAAGGAGGUGGAACUGAAAGCCUCUGAGACCCAGCGAUCCCUCCUGGAGCAGGACCUGGCCACCUAUAUCACAGAAUGCAGUAGCUUAAAGCGAAGCCUGGAGCAGGCACGGAUGGAGGUGUCUCAGGAAGAUGAUAAGGCACUACAGCUACUUCAUGAUAUCAGAGAGCAAAGCCGAAAACUGCAAGAGAUCAAAGAACAGGAAUAUCAAGCUCAAGUAGAAGAGAUGAGGUUGAUGAUGAACCAGUUAGAAGAAGAUCUUAUUUCAGCUCGCAGGCGCAGCGAUCUUUAUGAAUCAGAGUUGAGAGAGUCCAGACUGGCAGCUGAAGAGUUCAAACGUAAAGCAACUGAAUGUCACAACAAGUUGCAAAAGUUACAGGUUAAAGAUCAAGGAAAAAGUGAAGCAGGAGAGUUGUAUUGCAAAUUGGAGAAGAUCAAUACAGAGCAGCAGGCCAAAAUCCAGGAGCUGCAGGAAAAGCUGACAAAGGCUGUGAAAGCUAGCUCAGAGGCAACUGAACUUCUUCAGAAUAUCCGUCAAGCAAAGGAGAGAGCUGAGAAGGAGUUAGAGAAACUGCAAAAUCGGGAAGAUUCUAAUGAAAGCAUGAAGAAGAAAUUGCUUGAAGCGGAGGAACGGCGCCAUUCUCUGGAGAAUCAGGUGAAGAGAUUAGAGACUGUGGAACGAAGAGAAAACCGUCUAAAGGAAGAUAUCCAAACUAAAUCUCAACAGAUUCAACAGAUGGCAGAAAAAAUUCUGGAACUGGAAGAAAAGCAUCGUGAGGCUCAGAUCGCAGCACAACAUCUGGAGUUGCAGCUGAAACAGAAGGAACAAUUCUAUGAGGAAAAGCUCAAAGUGUUGGAAAAUCAGAUGAAGAAAGAUCUUGCAGAUAAGGAAGCACUUGAGAAUAUGCUCAGAAGACAUGAAGAAGAAGCACACGAGAAAUGUAAAGUCCUGGCUGAACAGAAGGCGAUGAUCAAUGCAAUGGAUUCGAAGAUUAGGUCACUGGAGCAGAGGAUAGUGGAAUUGUCUGAGGCCAAUAAACUGGCAGCAAAUAGCAGCCUUUUUACCCAGAGGAACAUGAAAGCCCAGGAGGAGAUGAUUUCAGAACUCAGGCAACAGAAGUUCUACUUGGAAACACAAGCUGGAAAGUUAGAGGCCCAGAAUCGAAAAUUAGAAGAACAAUUGGAAAAGAUGAGUCACCAAGAUCACACUGACAAGAACCGCCUGCUGGAGUUGGAGACUAGGCUGCGAGAGGUUAGCCUAGAACAUGAAGAACAAAAGCUGGAGCUCAAAAGGCAGUUGACAGAAUUGCAGCUGACGCUCCAGGAGCGGGAAUCUCAAAUUACCGGGCUGCAAGCUGCACGGACGGCCCUGGAGAAUCAGCUCCGUGAAGCCAAAACUGAACUGGAGGAGACUACAGCUGAGGCAGAGGAAGAGAUUCAAGCUCUCACGGCACAUAGAGAUGAAAUCCAGCGUAAAUUUGAAGCCCUUCGUAAUAGCUGCACAGUUAUUACGGAUUUGGAAGAGCAGCUGAACCAGCUCAGUGAAGACAAUGCCGAACUGAACAAUCAGAAUUUCUUCCUGUCCAAACAACUUGACGAAGCCUCAGGAGCCAAUGAUGAGGUUGUCCAGUUGCGAAGUGAAGUUGACCAUCUCCGUCGGGAGAUCACAGAGAGAGAAAUGCAGCUCACCAGUCAGAAACAAACUAUGGAGGCCUUGAAGACAACAUGUACAAUGCUGGAAGAGCAAGUAAUGGACUUGGAGGCCCUGAAUGAUGAACUCUUGGAGAAAGAGCGUCAGUGGGAAGCAUGGAGAAAUGUUCUCGGAGAUGAGAAGUCCCAGUUUGAAUGUCGUGUCAGAGAGUUGCAGAGGAUGCUGGAUACUGAGAAGCAAAGCAGAGUGAGAGCAGAUCAGCGUAUUACUGAAUCUCGCCAGGUGGUAGAACUAGCUGUCAAAGAACACAAGGCAGAGAUUCUAGCCCUCCAGCAAGCACUAAAGGAACAAAAACUCAAAGCUGAGAGCCUUUCUGAUAAGCUCAAUGACCUGGAGAAGAAGCAUGCUAUGCUGGAGAUGAACGCACGCAGUUUACAACAGAAGCUUGAGACAGAAAGGGAGCUUAAGCAGAGGCUUCUGGAGGAGCAGGCAAAACUGCAGCAGCAAAUGGAUCUGCAAAAGAAUCACAUCUUCCGCCUAACUCAAGGUCUGCAAGAGGCUCUAGAUCGAGCAGAUCUUCUGAAGACUGAAAGAAGUGAUCUGGAAUAUCAGCUGGAAAACAUUCAGGUUCUCUAUUCCCAUGAAAAAGUGAAAAUGGAAGGCACUAUUUCUCAGCAAACCAAACUCAUUGAUUUCCUGCAGGCAAAGAUGGAUCAGCCAGCAAAAAAGAAAAAGGGCCUGUUUAGUCGGCGGAAAGAGGACCCUUCUUUACCCACACAGGUUCCCCUGCAAUACAAUGAGCUGAAAGUGGCACUGGAGAAGGAGAAGGCUCGUUCUGCUGAGCUGGAGGAGGCUCUACAGAAAACACGCAUUGAACUCAGAUCUGCUCGUGAAGAAGCUGCUCAUCGGAAAAUAUCAGACCACCCUCACCCGUCUACUCCAGCCACAGCCAGGCAGCAGAUCAUCAUGUCUGCCAUAGUCCGCUCACCCGAGCAUCAGCCUACGCCAAUCAGUUUGCUAGCUCCACCCUCCAGUCGCAGGAAGGAGUCUUCCACACCAGAGGAGUACAGCCGACGCCUGAAAGAGCGAAUGCAUCAUAAUAUCCCACAUCGUUUUAAUGUGGGGCUCAAUAUGAGAGCAACAAAAUGUGCGGUGUGUCUGGAUACUGUGCACUUUGGACGACAAGCAUCUAAAUGUCUUGAAUGCCAGGUGAUGUGUCAUCCAAAAUGCUCCACCUGCUUGCCAGCUACUUGUGGCCUGCCAGCAGAAUACGCCACUCACUUCUCGGAAGCGUUCUGCCGGGAUAAAAUGAAUUCUCCUGGCCUGCAGCUGAAGGAGCCAAGCAGCAGUCUGCGCCUUGAAGGAUGGAUGAAAGUGCCAAGGAAUAAUAAACGUGGGCAACAGGGCUGGGACAGGAAGUAUAUUGUCCUGGAGGGAACGAAAGUGCUCAUUUAUGAUGCAGAAGCAAGAGAAGCUGGACAGAGGCCUCUGGAGGAAUUUGAGCUCUGCCUUCCUGAUGGGGAUGUAACUGUUCAUGGAGCUGUAGGAGCUACUGAACUUACCAAUACAGCAAAGACAGAUGUGCCAUAUAUCCUAAAAUUGGAGUCUCAUCCACACACCACUUGCUGGCCUGGUAGAACACUCUACCUGUUAGCACCCAGCUUCCCUGACAAACAGCGCUGGGUCACAGCACUGGAAUCAGUAGUGGCAGGUGGGAGAGUUUCCAGAGAAAAAGCUGAGGCUGAUGCUAAAUUGCUUGGAAACUCCCUGCUGAAGCUAGAGGGUGAAGACCGUUUGGAUAUAAAUUGCACAAUGCCCUUCAGUGACCAGGUAGUACUGGUGGGUGCAGAAGAAGGUCUCUAUGCCCUGAAUGUACUGAAGAAUUCCUUAACGCACAUCCCAGGAAUGGGUGCUGUCUUCCAAAUUCACCUCAUCAAGGAUCUGGAGAAGCUACUCAUGAUAGCAGGAGAAGAAAGGGCUUUGUGCCUUGUUGAUGUAAAGAAAGUGAAGCAAUCUCUCGCCCAGUCUCACCUCCCUGCCCAGCCUGAUGUCUCACCAAAUGUCUUUGAGGCUGUCAAAGGAUGUCACCUCUUUGCUGCUGGCAAGGUUGAGAAUGGUCUUUGUAUCUGUGCAGCCAUGCCCAAUAAAGUGGUUGUUCUGCGAUACAACGAGAGCUUGAGCAAGUUCUGCAUCAGAAAGGAGAUCGAAACUUCUGAGCCUUGCAGCUGCAUCCAUUUGACCACUUACAGCAUCAUCAUUGGAACCAACAAGUUCUAUGAAAUCGAGAUGAAGCAGUACACGCUGGAGGAGUUUCUGGAUAAAAAUGACCACACUUUGGCCUCUGCUGUGUUCGCUGCUUCCACGAACAGUUUCCCAGUCAGUAUCAUCCAGGUGAACCCUGCGGGGCAGAGGGAGGAGUAUCUGCUGUGUUUCCAUGAGUUUGGUGUCUUUGUGGAUUCCUAUGGAAGACGCAGUAGAACAGAUGACUUGAAAUGGAAUCGCUUGCCCUUAGCUUUUGCCUACCGGGAGCCCUAUCUGUUUGUGACCCACUUCAAUUCCCUUGAAGUGAUUGAGAUUCAGGCGCGAGCUUCUCUCGGAACUCCUGCACGAGCCCACUUGGAGAUCCCAAAUCCACGGUAUCUAGGGCCUGCAAUUUCUUCUGGAGCGAUCUACUUGGCCUCCUCCUACCAAGACAAAUUAAGGGUGAUUUGCUGUAAGGGCAAUCUAGUGAAAGAGACCAACAAUGAGCAGCACCACAGAGGUUCCUCUGCUACGCGCAGCUGUUCGCGUCCAUUAUUUUUGAAUGACAGCAGCCCUAACAAGAGAGGUCCGCCCACAUACAACGAGCACAUAACCAAGCGGGUCGCGUCAAGCCCAGGACCACCGGAAGGUCCAAGCCACCCUCGAGAGCCAAGCACACCACAUCGGUACCGCGAGGGGAGGACAGAGCUGCGGAGGGACAAGUCACCUGGGCGACCGCUGGAGAGGGAGAAAUCUCCAGGCCGGCUUCUGAGCACCCGCAGGGAAAGGUCCCCUGGAAGACUGUUCGACGAGACCAGCCGAGGACGAAUGCCUGUGAGUGGUGCCAGAACUCCCCUUGCUCAAGUCAAUAAGGUCUGGGACCAGUCUUCAGUGUAAGUCUCAGCUAGAGAAAGUUACUCAUCUUGACCUGCAGGAAAAAAAAAGGAAAUACACUGAGUAUAUGCACUCCAUACGUCUGCUGCCCAGCUACCAGAACAGCAAUCCUGGGCCAAAGCUAGCUCCGCCUCCGGAGACGUGACGCUUUUGAAGAUUGUUCGCAUCUCAGUUAAUUUCUCUGCACUUUCCUGCACUCCUGUUUUUGCACUUUGUACUACUGUUACUCUCUCAAGCAGUUCAUGAACUUUUUGUAUUCACUUUAGUCCCUAGUGGUCCAUCAAGAAAGUCAAAUGGGGCUGAAGUCCCACCCCAGGUCUUUAGUGUGGUUAGCGCCCCUUACCAGAUACCUGAUCGUAGUUCUGAGACAUGCUGGGAAUUCCCGAUGGCUUGGAAACAGAAGGGCCAAGGUGAGCGAGUCUUUAAUAGAAGGUGUGAUUGGAUAUUCUCUACAGAACACAGAAAAAUUACUUCUGAUUAGUCUGUUCACCUGCCACUUCUGAAAGUUAUUUUGUUCUCACUACAAUUGCUCUAGAGCAGCUCUGAGGGGGAGGGAAGAACCCUGCUUUAAAUGGUCCCACCUGCCCGGCCCUGAGACAAAGUGCAUUACCUACGAGCUACUGGGGUGUAAGACUUUAUCCAGGUCUUCUGCAUGACAGUUCACUGCAUGCUGCUGCACCAUCACUGGCUGCUCUCUCCUUUUAGGUUGCUUUGCUGAGUAGUGUAUUGUACCUCACUUGUAAAUUAACUGAAACCUUUAGAUUACGCUGCAAAAUAACCGUUAAUUACUCUGGAAAAUUGGCAAUGAAGAGUUAACACGCCUUAUCUAUGGCAAGAAUUACAGUCAUGCGUGUGUUCUCCUCUCAGUGUUGAACAGGGUCUGUUCAGCCAGGCCAGCAUGGUCCUGAGCGAGAGGAGCAGCCGGGGCUCUGCCCGUGACCUGUAACUUGUCGUACAAUAAGAACCCAGUGUCGUGGCACAAGAGGAUACUCACAACGAACAGCUUUGGCGGUUAGUGAACACACCUUUGCCUCCAGCGCUUUAUUGCUUUCUAUUCUCUUUUGCUGUGAACAUGACACAGAGAGCAAAUGAUUUUCAAAGCAGGUUUUGACCAUUCAACCUGCAAUAGCAACUUUCUAAGUGAACAACCAUGUUCUUUACAACUGGAAAGAGCAAAACUGCAUCCAAUCUUCCCUUGGCCCCACUCUCAAACUUCCGCCAGCCCCUUGCAAGCCUGUGCUAACCUGUUCCACAACCCAUCCAAAUUCAAAUGCCUUGUCAGUGUCCUUUGGCGAGUUUCAUGAAUAUUGUACCCCGUUCUCUUGUCUGUUGGGUUACUGAGAUCAGAUGAUUUGGCAGGAAACUUGCUGAAAGCUUUUGUCUCCCAGUCUGAAUAUUUUGAAGGGUCACCGAGAUCAGUCUUUAAAUCUUUGCAUCUCAUGGAAGAUCUUUAAGACCUCAGAAAUGGGCUUGUUGAGUCCUGAAAGUGUAUUAUCUUGUGUCCUGUUUGUGAAAUGCUUCCUGCUAUAGAAAUAGCUCAAAGGACUGUACAUAUUUACAAGAAACUUUAUAUUCGUAACAAAAGGGAAUUGAAUUGGUUUCUACUUUUUUAUUGUAAACUGUGUGUUUUUCAACACUAGCUUUUUGUUUUAUGGUGGUUGUGGACAGCCAUCUUCAGACACUGAGGGGCCUCAGCUUAGUCCUCCCGCUCCCAUGAAGAACUAUUGUAACAUUAAAUUGCAGUUGAAGCUUGUUAGCAUAAACGAGGUUUUAGGUCUCUCAAAGUACAGGAUUUUUCUUCAUUACCUUUUUAUUAUUGACACAAGGGAGGGACCCAGAGGGACAGUUCAAUGCUCCACCUGGAAAGUACUGAACUUUGUUGUUAAACAAUAACCAAAUAAAACAAGUAACUAUCUUGACUGGCAUCAUGAAAUGAACGCUUCCUUCUCUCUAGAGUAACACUGAGCCACCCCCACCGCACCGAGCGUUUGAGGCGUCAGAGCUUACCAAAGAGCCCCCCCGACACCAUUUAGCAUUCGAACAGUCCAAGUAGCAUAAGUGGCUUCACCAAACAAAGCAUGUUGACAGGAGCUCAGACAUGUGGCUCCGUCCAAUAGUUUACUCUCGCAGCCACCUACCCCUAAAUCCUGCCCUCGCGCACCCUGACAGUGCGAUGGGCAGAGGGACCCAUGUGUGAGUAUCUGGGAAACCAAUCUCGCCCUGGUAAACGACCCACACAUCUUGAGCUGGAACGAAAAACAUCUUAACUACCACGAGUGUGAUCUAAUGACAGGUUUUGGGAUUCAUCCCAGCAGUGUACGGGUAGCAAAGCGGACAGAGACCGUUCCUCAUCCCACCUCGCUGUAAUAUGCUGGUGCUUUAAGGCCUAAUAGCUGCAACUUUAAACCCAACAUUCCCACAUCCAGUCAGAUUGAGUACAACCUGCAGCGUUACUGUACAUCUCAACUUACACCUGCUGGGAAAACUUGCUAGAUCAGACUUAAAUGUAAAUACAUCUAUUUUUAACUGAACCAGUUUUUACAGGGUCUGAAGUAUUCUUUCACAGGAAGAGGUUUUUAAUAUUCACACUGCUGCCUACAGUAACUUAAUUUGUCCUCCUACUGUUCAGUGUUUUUGGGUUUAUGCACAUAACCGCCCCCUUCCCCCAACGAAGGGCUUGUCGGAGGGCGCGGGGGUGGGUUACUAAUCGCGCCUCUUACAUUUUGGUCUACGUGACAUUCUUCAUGAAAAUGCUCUACAUAAAAAACAAGCUGCUUGAUUUAUCUAUUGUGCCUACUCUGAUGUAUAUGAUGAAAUGCUAACUUGUUAAAUGUUCCUUUAUUUCUAUUUUACUGUGCACAGAAAAUACUGAUUUAAAGCUCAUUGUUGCAGUCCUAUGAUGCAUGAUUAGAAUUGUAACAAAACUAAAAUAAUCCAGAAACUGGUGGAGUAAAAAAAAAUUAUUUAUUGAGCCUUUUGAUUCUCAAGAACCCUGCACAAGUGCCCUGUCAGCUGGACCCCCCACACUGUACUGAAAAUUAGGGGGCUGGGGAGGGCAGGGAGCUCUUUUCUUUCUGCCCUAGACACUCGGUUUACUUGAGGGUUCCCAGAAUGACUGUAACAAGAGUCUGCAUCUACCUUAAAACGACUCUCCUAGCAACAGCCAAGAAUAAACAGCACAGACCGUGGGAUGUGGGUGGGGAACGUAAGUGAGCUAAUAAAUCCAACUCUUGAUCCAGCUUUUGCCUUUGGAGGGAUUUGAUUCAUCCCCUUACAAUAAGGGAACACAGUGCAAUAAAUCUAAUUAAUUCACCUGGCAAGCAGCAAAAACCCUGGGAAAACAAAUAGAGAGGACCCCCCCCAACUCCACCCACAGCAACAAACCAACCCAUCCUCAGCCCUCCUGCAACUGUUCCUGCUGAUGGGAAAGGGGCGGGGGGGCUGUGGCUUACCUGGAGGAAGGAUGUGGCUCCGGGAGACACUGGUCGAGGCCACGGGUACCAGGGAAGACCCUGCUCUGUCGCUUCUUCAGCGCGACAGCUGUGCUCCCACACCCCAACAGGCAGAGGGGGGUGGAGGUGAUCCCAGGGUAACGACUGCCAAGGCUGCAGGCGGCGAGCCGGGCCGCUCGCUGGUCACAAACCUGGGCCCUCACCCCAGUUUAUGCGGCAAAUAAACAAAGCUUUUUGGGGCUGCAAAGGCUACUGCUGCAGUGCUCUUUACUGUACGAGAUACAGCUAUAGACACCUUGGCCCACGGGGCCUGGCUACACGCUCCCUGCGGUGUCAGGUCUGCCAGGCAAAGCCAUGGGCACAGCCAGGUGCCAGGGCUCCCCCGCCACCACUCCUCAGGCUAAAAGCCCCGAGUGCCCCCCUUCCGUUCCAGCUUGGGUAACGGACCACCACCACUCAUAUUAUGCUGACAGCAGCACACAAGGACCUACCACGCCACUGCUGUGCAAUGGUGCCAUCGCCCUAAGGCACCUCAGGAACCAGCACACCUCUGCUGAUGCUGUGAUGAAGGAGAAACCAUUAUUUAACAUCACUAUUUAGUAUUAGUUAAGCAUUAUUUAACUCAUUAUUUAAUAUUAUUUAAGCAUCAUGUUUCUCUGUGGCAGAGGACUGACAAAGAACCGCUGUGGUCACACAUUUACCCCCCAGCACAUACCUGGACAUUUAAACUCCUAGGUGUUCUGGCUAAACCGAUGUUCCACAAAGGCAAUCCUGUUAAAUCAGUUAACUGGAGCUGCUCUGACCGGCUCUCCCCCUGCUAUUGCUGCAGCUUUGUUCACUGCCCCAACAUAACCAGCUC